This is a messenger RNA of Anolis carolinensis (green anole), 581 nucleotides long. RefSeq names its product cytochrome c oxidase assembly protein COX14. NCBI's taxonomy places the organism in Eukaryota, Metazoa, Chordata, Lepidosauria, Squamata, Anolidae. The transcript is spliced from 2 exons. Gene Ontology annotation, biological process: mitochondrial respiratory chain complex IV assembly. The record is from RefSeq and is a predicted model, not a curated record. The coding region runs from base 12 to 335 and encodes 107 amino acids. Gene Ontology annotation, cellular component: mitochondrion.
UUUUUAUCUCUAUGUGCAUGCAAUGCCCCAGGAGAACGAAAGGAGGCCGGAGGAAGAGGGAGAGAAAUAACCCAGGAGCCUCUUUGUCCCGGAAGUGGAAGGAUUCGGCUGCCCUCACAAGCAAGGCAAUUAGAAGGGGAGAGUAUCUCUCAGCAAUCAUGGUUUCUGCAAAGCAGCUGGCUGACUUUGGCUAUAAGACCUUCUCAGGCUCCAUGAUGCUCCUUACGCUGUAUGGUGGCUACCUCUGUAGCCUCAGAGCAUAUCGCUAUUUCCAAAACAAGAGUGCCAUGAAGCAGCUUGAGCAGCAGGAGAUAGUAUCUGCCAUUAAAGACUGAACACUGCCUUCCCAACAUCUGACCCCAUGAAACUUGCUGAACAUGACAUUGCAUUCAUGUUCAGUAAAGACUUCUAAGUGCAUCUCCAAGAAUUUUGGUCAUAAAAACACAUUUAACGCUGUGAUGUUUAAGAAGAUGGAAGCGAGUUCACUAUUAUGUAAUUAUUACAUUUCUUGUUUGCAGUUUCUUUCUCCUUUCUGUAAAUAGAAGCUGAGAACUUUAAAUAUAAAAGAUACAUUUAUAGAA